Messenger RNA from Diabrotica virgifera virgifera (western corn rootworm), 2318 nucleotides. Its product is annotated as MATH and LRR domain-containing protein PFE0570w-like. The transcript is spliced from 2 exons. The record is from RefSeq and is a predicted model, not a curated record. NCBI's taxonomy places the organism in Eukaryota, Metazoa, Arthropoda, Insecta, Coleoptera, Chrysomelidae. The coding region runs from base 90 to 2249 and encodes 719 amino acids.
AUUCAUUAAAAACGUCCCACUCAAAAAUGUAUUGCCUCAUGUGGAAAUUUCGAUAAAAUAUCAGUUUUGUUGAGUUGCGGGAAAUCAUAAUGAAGUUUAAUGUGCUAAUAAUAAUUUAUCUUGUUUGCCAAUGUGCAUUUAUUAGAGGACGAAAAAUCAAAAAUUUGAAAAAAAUAAUAUCCAAAAUUAACUACAUACCAAAGGAAGCGGACCCAAUUGAAGACUGGAUUUCAUCGGAUGAGCCAUUUUUGGAAAGUUCAGAAGAAGUUGAAAUUUCAGAAUUUGUUUUCCAAAAUCCUGAACAUGUUAAAAGUUUAUAUAAACCAGUAAAUUGGAAUGCUCAUUACGUGCCUUUCAAAUAUCCGUCUUCAAGUUACGGCAGUAUAGAUAAAAGUAUUGCUUCUGCUUAUCAAGUCAGACCUGAAAAUGUUUUCAAUCUGAUUUCUGCUUUAGAAAUUUCUAAAAUACGAAAAUAUCCCGAAAAUUUUAAGAAACUUCUAAAAGUACUUUUAAAGAUUUGUCAAUCAGAAAGUGUAGACAAUAAUAGUAAAUUAUCAACGAUGUAUACAAUAUUAAAAGCAUUUAAUCAUUCGCCACCUUCUGAAAAUUUGGUGGACAUCAUUUUAAAAAUUAUUAAAAUUUUAUCGAAGCAUUCAAAUUUUAAUGCUUCGUAUAAAUUUUCUAAAACAUCUGCUAGUGUAAAAGAUAUCAGCAAUAUUAUUUUAAAAAUUAUAGAAUUAAGCAAAAAGAACUCUGACGUUACAGAUCCACUUGGUGUUAUAAUUCCCAUUAUAGAAACUCUUCCAAAUACGUAUCAAGAGCAAAUAUUUAAAAAUCUGUUAACACCUGACCAAAGAUUUACUUCAGAAAUUCUUCCGUCUCCUUAUUUGUCUUCCAAAAACGAUUAUAAUUUGCUACCGCAGCUAGUUUUAAAGCUAUACCAUCAGAAACCAAAACGUUUCAAAACUCUAAGUCAUAUUAUAUCUCUAUUGGCUGAUUCUGAUUUAGUAAAAUAUAAUGAAAACUCAAACAACGUUAUACAAUUUGUGUUACGGCAGCUAAGCCUAUCAGGUAUAGACAGUUUAGUAUAUCGCUUAGGACACACAACUCUUUCUCCUACUAAUGUUAACUUUGUUAUAACAAGUUUUUUUAAAAAUGUGCAAAAAAUGUUAAGUGAUAAAAAACAUUUUUCAAAGAACAAAACUUUGGCCAAAUCUAAAAAUAAAAUUUUGACUAAAUCUGACAAUUUCCAAUCUGAAAAGGAUUGGUCAGAAUCAGCCGAAAACAGGAUAGGAUCAGGGGACCAUUCUAUUCAUAAAGGUACAAAGGAAAAAUCUGAAAAUCUCAAAAUUUUGAAGAAAGCUAAACAUAAGAAAACUUCGACAAAUUCUAAAAAUAAGAAAAAGUUGAAAAAACAUGGAAAGCCGAAGAAAUCCCAAAAAGAUUCAGCAGAACUUCACUUAUCAUUUUACGAAUCUCCUAAUAAAGAUACAAAUAAAACUUUGGGAAAAUCUGAAAAUCUCAAAAUUUUGAAAAAAGAUAAACAUAAAAAAAAAUAUUUUAUUGAUAAUAAAAAGAAGAAAUCACCGACAGAAAUUGAAAAUUCAAUAUCCCAAAAAGAUACAGCAGAAUCUUCUUAUCCUAUUCACAAUGAGAGCGCAGAAAACACUUUGAAAAAACCUGUGAAAAAAGAUUCAACAAAAGCACACUCAUCAUCUUCUUCUUCUGAUUAUAAAGAUACAACAAACAAAAUGUUGAAAAAAGGUGAACAUAAGAAAACUUUGGAAAAUACUAAAAAUGAGAAACCUUGGACAACAUCCGAUAAUUCUAAAUCUAAAAAAGAUUUAGGAAAAUUUAUCAAACCAGGCUUCAAUGAUCUUCAUAAUUAUUUCAAUAUAAAUGAACGCUUUUACCCUUUCCAAAUUAUAACAGGCCCUCAGCAUCAUCCAGGAAACUACAAGCCAGUUUCAAAUAACUUGUGGACUAAUAAGCAAUUGGAUAAUAAUAAUAUGUUUCUUCAAAUUUUAAAAGCAGUAUCGGAUACAGCAAAUAACUCAAAUCCUCCUAUAUUCGAUAAAAAUCCUGAAUUGGGAUCUGAUAUUACAGGAUUAGCUCCAUAUAAUGUGAUACCGUGUUGCCUACCUGCACCUGUCGUACUACCCUCAUCACUAGAUACAAUUAACCCAUUCGAAAUGCGGAAAAAUAAUGCCGGUAGCAGGAAGGCAAGAUACCGCACAAAGCUAGUAUAAACCGAUAAAAAACACAAUGACAUUAAAUGAGCCAAAACUUUUCGAUUUGUUAAUAAAUUAUUAAUACAA